AUGGCCAAUCAAAAUAACCUAUUUGUUGUUAUCAGGUUAAUGUUGUGUAUAUCUAAUUCAAAAAUAAUGAUAUAUUAUUUUCUUAAUCUUUUGUACGUAGGCAGAGGAGACGAAGAUGACUACAAACAAUACCAUACUGCUCAUCCUAUAACAAUUAACCAAAUCAACAAGAAAACAAAUUUCUACAAACCAAAGUAUAAACACACCAAAAAAAGGGUUUUGAUCACUAUUUAUACCCUUUUUAUUCUCAUUGGUAACACAAGUGCAACUCUCUUGGGAAGACUUUAUUUUGACAAAGGUGGAAAAAGCAAAUGGAUGGCUACCUUAGUACAAUCACUUGGUUUUCUUCUUUUCAUUCCCUUAAAAUUCAUCUUCUCACCCUCAAAAACAACCCUAAAUAGUCCUUCACAACUUAAACUAUCUUUGUUAUACUUGACUUUUGGCCUCUUUUUAACCGGGGACAACUUAUUGACCUCAUAUGGGCUCAUAUACCUCCCCGUCUCUACCUACUCUUUGUUGUGUGCCUCGCAACUAGCCUUCAACGCGAUCACAUCCUUCUUUAUAAACGCGCAAAAAUUCACUGCUUUAAUCAUUAAUUCAGUUGUAAUCCUCACCAUCUCGGUUUGUCUCUUAGCCAUUAAUUCAAACGAUGAGAACAAUAUGGGCAAUUAUAACCCUAAUGGAAAGUAUGUUCUAGGGUUUUUAUGUACUAUUGGUGCAUCCGCAACAUAUUCUUUAAUGAUGUCCUUGAUACAAUAUUCUUUCGAAAAAUUGAUAAAAGAUGAGAGUUUUAACACUAUUGUAUGUAUGCAGCUUUAUCCUUCAUUUGUCUCGAGUUGUGCUUGUAUUCUAGGGCUCUUUGCUAGCGGAGAAUGGAAGACAAUUAAGACGGAAAUGAGGGAAUUCAAGUUAGGGAGAGCUCCCUAUGUGAUGAUAUUAACUUGUACGGCUAUAGGUUGGGAAAUUUUCUCAUAUGGGUUAUUAGGGUUAAUUUUUGAGAUUUCUUCACUUUUUUCUAAUGUGAUUACUACUUUGGCUUUGCCAUUAACCCCUAUUUUUGCGGUAGUGUUCUUUCAUGAUAAGAUGAAUGGGGUGAAGAUCAUUGCUUUGGUAUUGGCUAUUUGGGGAUUUUUUUCUUAUAUCUAUCAACAUUAUUUGGAAGAAAUUGAAGCUAAUAAAGCACAAAAACAAAAUGGGAAUGAAGUUGAUCUUGAUGUAAGCUUAGAGAUGUGCUAAUCAUGCAUAUGUUUGAGAGGUUGUACAUAGAAUUAUGAUUUUAUGAUGUAUUUUUGUGAUUUUAUGAGAAAUGAAAUGAUCUUUUAGAUCAAAAAUGGUCAAUUAAAUCGAAUCUUAUGGGAAAAGUAGUAUAUACUCUAACUGAGACAGAAUCAUUUCUCAAAAGUAAAUGUCAUAUAUUUAUAAUUAGCAAAAAUCGAUUUUAAUUAUUAUACUAAGUUGUAUUCAAAAUUUUUAAAUCACACUAGGAUGCAUAUUUGAAUGUACUUGGAUGCAACCAAAGCAACUACCCUUGAGUCUCUAAGAUUUGGCUUUUAUUACUUUUUCACACUAUUUAAAUUUAAUUGUUAAUUCUUUGAUUAUAUAUAAUAAAACUUAUAAAAAAUAAUAUUAAUAAUUCUUGAACGUUGUAAAAAAUAAUUGUUCCAAAAUAUGUGGGACUGAGUAUAUAAUAUUAUUUAUGAUAAUCAAGCAUAUGUAGACGAUAAUCAAACAAUUGAGGUAGGUAAUAGUGCACGGGUGUAUAAUGUAUAUGCAUGUCCACUCA
This is a messenger RNA of Amaranthus tricolor (Joseph's coat), 1783 nucleotides long. RefSeq names its product probable purine permease 11. Gene Ontology annotation, cellular component: membrane. The transcript has a single exon. The coding region runs from base 1 to 1236 and encodes 411 amino acids. Gene Ontology annotation, molecular function: purine nucleoside transmembrane transporter activity. Lineage: Eukaryota; Viridiplantae; Streptophyta; Magnoliopsida; Caryophyllales; Amaranthaceae. The record is from RefSeq and is a predicted model, not a curated record.